UAUUCAACCCGCGGUCCUUGUGCUAAAACAACCCGAAGCGUUACGUGAGAUAAAAAAAAUAAAAAGGGGAUCCUGCCUCCUCCGAUCAGAUCUCCACCUCCAUCGCGCCUCGCCCCGCCUCAAGGCGCGCCGCCGUCCGCCACCGUGUGCCGCUGGUCGCCGCCGCCCACCCGGCCGGUGCGCCCUACCCCAUGUUCCCCAACACCCGCGGCCUUCCACCGCUGGCGACGCUCGACGCGGCGGCCACGGCGGCGCAGGCUUGCAAGGGGCGGCGGCCAUGGCGGGGAGGCGCCACUGCGCUCGGGCACCGCAUCAGGCGGCGGUAGCGAGGCGGGAGGCGCGAAUGGAAUGAAGAAGAAGAAAGUGGAGAGGCGGGGGCGGAGGCCGUGGCGGAGAGGCCGCGCUGCGCUCGGGGGCCGCAUCAGGCGGCGGCAGCGAGGCGGGAGGUGCGCGCGGAGACGAAGGACGAGAAAAUGGAGGCGCCGGGAGCGAGGACUUCGCCGGCGUCAAAGCCACUGCUGAGCGGGACGCAAGCCGUAGGGAUGAGGGUAGAGGAAGAGCAGCUCACGGGGAUGUGGAAGAGCAGGUCAGCGGGGUCGGAGGUGCUCGAAAGGUGAUGAAAUCGACCAUGGCGGCCGGCGGGUCCGAGGUUGAAGACGCGGUCGAUUCGGUCGUCUUGCGUUGUCCCGGCUCAUGAUCUUCCUCGGAGAGGGCGCGCGAGUCGUGGCGGAGCUCGUGGACACGUCGGUGCACCGAGAUGCUGGCGGUGGCUACGCUAAUGGUGUGAGGCGUGCACUGGUGCUCUCGGAGAAGCUCGAGAUCGAGCGAGGCAGAGGGGAAAACAGAGCCACGAGAGAGGGGAAAGGACCACGGGGUCGUCCUCAUCUCCUGGGCGAGGAGGUGGACUUGGUGGAGGCUUCGCCAACGCGAAGCAGGAGGACGCACUCUCAGGUCGUGCGGCCACCUUCUCCUAUUGUUUCUCAUCUCGGUUCCCCGCCGUCCAGUGAUGCUUCAGCCGUCGACAACCAACGACUGCAUGCACUCUUAGAGGUUGUGUUGAGACUGAACCUCAACUCUCCAAGUGAUUUGUGUUGCAGGUUGUAUUGAGACUGAACCUCAACUUCCCAAGUGAUUUUCAAAAGAACCCAAAUCCUAUUGCACGGAAGGUUGUCGAGGGUUUCAGACACAAAGGAGGCUUAUAGCUCUGAACACCAAGUGCGUAUGUAAUUAUUAUUUAAUGGAGCUAUCUUUUUUGUUUUAUGCAAAAUAUUUAUGCAUAUUUUCUUCUGGGAGAUUAUAACACUUAACUUCAAGUGAUUCAGGUCCAGAGCUUGCUGAUGGUUUUAGGAUGGUACCUUUGUAACUCGCAAGAUUUAGAAUAGAAUAGGACUUUGCAGUACAUGACCUAAUGCAAAAAAAAGGUAGCAGAUGCAACACUUAGUGGUAUUUCACAAGCUUCUGUUAUACAAGGCCUAUAAGAAACUGUCCUUACAUGGAAAUAAAGGUAACACAUGCAACUUGAUGUCGUAUCUCACAAGCAUCUAUAUCUGGUCAAUUAUGCGUAGGCGAUUUGUUUGCUUAGAAAUAACAUCAAAUGUGAAAUUCCUCUUCUACACCCGAGCUCA
Messenger RNA from Triticum aestivum (bread wheat), 1625 nucleotides. RefSeq lists its product as uncharacterized. The coding region runs from base 694 to 1107 and encodes 137 amino acids. The record is from RefSeq and is a predicted model, not a curated record. The transcript has 2 exons. Lineage: Eukaryota; Viridiplantae; Streptophyta; Magnoliopsida; Poales; Poaceae.